AUGACGCCCGGGAUAUCCAGAGCCAGCUCACAAGUACACCUCAUACUUCCGAAACCAGCGAGAUAUACCAUGAAACGAUACAUACGUCGCUGGAUUGCCAAUACGUUCGGACCACCGCUGGUUACUAUAUCCUACCUGUUAAUUGCACGAUAUCAUCUGUGCGUCCCUCCUGUCAACGAUGUCAUCGACCCUCCUUCCAUUAGCGCAGGGGCCGUCUUCUUCGCAUGGUUGAUUCUCAGCAUCUUUGCAUUGGAUUGGGCGAAGUCAGCGCUGGCUGGUUUCGAAGCAUGGGCUCUGAUGGACCCCAGGUUUGCCCCUCGGACUGCCCUUCAAUUGAUGUGGCAUACCGACCGGGCAUGGGGAAGUGUCAGUGGUUGGCGUGAUGCUCUGUUGCUGCUCUAUACGGAACUCCGCUAUCGACUCGCCAAACCGCCUGCCAAAUUACCUUACAGAGGCCCAGCAGGACUCUGGUGGUUCCUGGCGUUCAGUAGUUUCCUCUUCUACGCUGCUGUCCCGCUCUCUAGUCUCACAAUGGAGAUGAAGCCAGCCUAUAAGAGGAACACUCAUCUCACUUACAUAGAUGGUCCUAACGAGGAUGACUUCGAUACCAGCAUCUCCAACGUCAUCGCCGAGCAAGCGAACAAUCGAUGGCGGUUAGGCAACCCGACCACUCCGAACAACGAGACAGUUUUAUACAGUCCUGUUGGUGUUGGAAGCGGGAGCGACGCAUACUACUGGCAUACCAUCCAGGAUGUCUACGCGAACGAUUCGGGCAAUGCUUCCAGUCCGGCACACGAGAUCAAGUUUUUCUCUGGCCCGGAGGUCUAUAGGCGUGUCCAUGGGAGUGCUUGGGGUUUACUCACAAGUCUGGAGUGCUCUAUCGUCAGACCGACCGACCAGAGACUCAAGUUGCUAAAGGUUCAUGAAAUUGAUAACUGGACUGCUCCCGGUCUCAAUUCUGGCGACUCUGGAAUUGGGUACUCCAAGCAAGGAGCGGGACUGACUCCCUCAUUGUUUAACGCGGGGACCUCGUUUGGGGUAUCUUAUGCAUUUCUGGUAGCCAGUGACUUGGCCGCCAUUGGCGGUAGUGACUAUUCGAAUGCUGCAACCUUCCCCACUAACGGCUCCUUCGAAAUUGUGCUUUGGCAGGCUUAUAGUCUUCCUUUUGUUGCUGACGGAGCAUACCACGCGCUCUGGCUACACCCUGCUGUCAUGUCAUCAGUAUGGGCGAACCGAAGCACAGAAUAUCUGGGUUUCGGCGUUAAGUGUUCGGUAGACUCUUCUACCGGAACGGCUGACCUGCAUGCUGAAAGACGAUCGUACUCCAACUUUACGCCGAAGGCAUCAACCCCGCAGAACAUCUCGCACGUGGAUGGGUUGAAUGCGUAUCCUGGCAUGAUGGCUCUGCAAAGCAUAGUUUUUGCCAGCUUCACCACGGUCGUUUUGAACGUUAAGGCCCCGCCCACUUGCGACAAUAGCAAUAAUUUGAGCUCUGUCACUUGUAACCCCUGGUAUGGUGCUAGCAUCGCUACCGGCGGAAUCCCGAUACUAGUCUAUGGCAGUGAGAAGGACCCCCACAUCCAGGUGCGGACCAUCUCGCCUGCAACUUUCAAGUUCGCUAUUCACAAACUCUUCGGUGAAGCCACCAUCGCUAUGAUGGCGCGCCGAGGCGAUCCAUAUGCUGCGUGGAACGCCGGAUAUCGCCGGCUCUACGGACUGGAUCAGACCACUGCUCUCGUCCCCGGCAAGGUUCCCUGGUCAAUCGUCUUGACACUCCUAAUCCUCUGGACCGCCGUGACCAGUAUUCCCAGUCUCUGGGUGUUCGACAGAAAGCGCUGGGCCGACACCCUAUCAGGAUUUGAUAUGUUCCGCUUCGGCGCAGAGUGGAAGGGAGCAGUAUGGCAGUUCGAAGAGAACGAGUUCGAGAAGUGUCCUAUUCUGCUUGAGGUACCUGGUAUGAUUGGAGACAUGGAAGCGAAUGUAAUGGAUACUGGGUUCAUUGGACUGAGCAAAGAUGAGGCCAAGAAGAAUGGUUCUUUCGUGUUUGCAAGAGAUGCGGUGGUUUGA
Aureobasidium pullulans EXF-150 is the source of this 2067-nucleotide messenger RNA. RefSeq lists its product as uncharacterized. The record is from RefSeq and is a predicted model, not a curated record. The transcript has a single exon. NCBI's taxonomy places the organism in Eukaryota, Fungi, Ascomycota, Dothideomycetes, Dothideales, Saccotheciaceae. Bases 1 to 2067 code for a protein of 688 amino acids.